AAAGUUUUUCACUUUGAAAUGGAAUUCAUUAAUCAACUUAAAAGUUUUGAAGGUGGACUUCCACCAGUGCUGAAACAGUGGGUUUUGAAAAAAAGGAUGAUUUGGAAACAGGCUAUUGCCUGAUUUCCAGUAAUUUCCACACAAUGGAUGGGGAUGAUCCAUUUUUCUUAAUUUUCGACGAGUUUCACGUCGAAAAUUUCAAGAAUGCUCCCAACGAGUACAAGAAGUGGAAAAUAUUUUCCAUUGCUUGUGCAAAUCUGAGGGGAGAUUUGCAAAUCGUUUACUUAAAAACGACGACUACUGGAGUCCAAGUAUUGGGCUCCGAAUUUAUAAAAGAGUGUGUGGAGUUUGUGCACUCUUUUAUAAAAAAAAUGCCUAAACUGCACCACAAGAUGGCUGGUGCAGGGGCCGACAAAUGCUCCGCCAAUCUAAAGGCGAUUAAAUAUCUACAGAUGCAGGGAAUUCCGGUUCUGUACGAUUUGCGGCAUUUCCAAGACACACUGCAGAGAGGCAGAUAUAUUGAUCAAAUAUUCUGUCGUCUCUACGUUGACCCCACGAUUUCUGGGGACAAUAUGGAGAAAAUUUUAAAGUUGUCUGGAAGUAUUGUGGGGGAGGAUGUUCCCAUCGAAUUGAAAGGAAGAUACGAAGAUGAAGUAUUUUUGAAAUUAAUUUAAAUUAAUAAAUAUUGAUAAAAAUUAUUUAAUUUCAGCUUCGCAGUAUCGAAUGCUUCUUGGGAAGAAUUUUCAAUUCAAUUU
This is a messenger RNA of Drosophila ananassae, 755 nucleotides long. RefSeq lists its product as uncharacterized. Bases 144 to 674 code for a protein of 176 amino acids. NCBI's taxonomy places the organism in Eukaryota, Metazoa, Arthropoda, Insecta, Diptera, Drosophilidae. The transcript is spliced from 3 exons. The record is from RefSeq and is a predicted model, not a curated record.